AUGAAGGCGAUGUUGCGUGGUUUCCUGCUGGACAGCUUGCCAGUCACCGAAGCCGGGCGGAGAAGGCGGAGGGACGAGCUCCGGCUGCACUCGGCGCAGGCGCACGCUGCCGUGUCGGUCGCGGGCAUCGUGUCGGCGUGCGACCUGAGGCCGACGGCCUCGGCCAGCACUAGCGAUAGGCGGCUAGGCACGGUGCUCGCAUCCGCCACGGCGCUGGUGGCCACAGUGUGCGCUGAGGCCACGGAGACCGCCGACGACAACCGCGGUCGCAUCACGUCCGCCGUGAGGACUGGCCUCGAGAGCCGCUCCUCCGCCGACCUGCUCACCCUCACCGCUACCGCUGCCACAUGUUUGAGGGGAGCCGCGGCGCUGAAGCAAAGGGCAGCUGACCUCAGGGGAAUCAGCACCACCACCACCAGCAGCAACGCCAUGGCCAUGAGCGUCAGCGCGGGCAUCCAGAAGGGCACGACUCUCAGAGUCUGUCUGCCUUGUGGAAGUGUGCGGGUGAGGACGGUGUCCGUCUUCCCGCGGCGCGGCGACGGCGCAACGGUGGUGCUGCGGUUGGGGAAGAAGCGCCUGCACGGCGCGUUCGCCACCUUCAAGGACUGUAAAUGUGGUCUCGGCGGUUGGAGACGGCGUUGGCGAGGCGGUGGUGGAGGGGCGGCCGGUGUUCCCGGUGAAGCUGAUCACGUCAAAGGAGGGGUGACGGUGCAGCUGCUGUUCGAGCACCAGACGCACUGCAAGGUCUGGAAGGCCGCCAUCGAGGGCAUGUUGGCCGAGAAGAAGCUCAAGCGCGUCAACCAACUGAACUGA
Messenger RNA from Miscanthus lutarioriparius, 813 nucleotides. Lineage: Eukaryota; Viridiplantae; Streptophyta; Magnoliopsida; Poales; Poaceae. The record is from the annotation of a GenBank genome assembly.